Messenger RNA from Chaetomium strumarium, 463 nucleotides. RefSeq lists its product as uncharacterized. The coding region runs from base 186 to 428 and encodes 80 amino acids. NCBI's taxonomy places the organism in Eukaryota, Fungi, Ascomycota, Sordariomycetes, Sordariales, Chaetomiaceae. The record is from RefSeq and is a predicted model, not a curated record. The transcript has a single exon.
CAAUCGCCGAACGAAGCGUCACUUCCUCUCGUGCGAUGCCAACCUCUAAGCUAACUCUCUUCGUUCCGUUCUCUCACACAUACCUCGCUUAUCUGUUAACCUAAGCCCUGUCUUCCGGCUUUUCGCGAGGGCCAUCGUUUUCUGCGGGACCAACCUCCUGAGUACUCGGGCCCCGGUCUGUCUGUAUGUAUGUAUGCACCGGAGUUAAGCUUGUCUUGGCAUGUGGUUUGCUUCCUCUCCUAGUGUACAUACAAUCGCCGGGAACUUGCCGAGUCGAUCAAUAUGUGCCAGUUCGGCACACCUCGGCAAGACACCGAUGUAUAUACAGUAGGCGCGCAGAUGCUCAGCCGGGGCCGAGCCGGCCGAGGCCCGAAGACCCGGGGCAAUCCCGUCGUUCGCGGUGGGAGUCUAGCUCGACAUCAGAGUAACUUGAUCCAGCAGCAGCUCACAAAACCAGGACACA